Messenger RNA from Quercus robur (English oak), 941 nucleotides. RefSeq names its product extensin-like. Bases 207 to 941 code for a protein of 244 amino acids. The transcript is spliced from 3 exons. The record is from RefSeq and is a predicted model, not a curated record. Lineage: Eukaryota; Viridiplantae; Streptophyta; Magnoliopsida; Fagales; Fagaceae.
UUUUGAAAUAUAAACAUAGUUGCCUAAUAUGUUGCGUACUUGUUUUUGGGCUACUGUAGGUGGUGUGGCAGCCGUAUGAAGCCGAUUUUGAGGACCUUCCGCCAUGGUGCGUUGCAGGGGGGGCUGUGUGGACGGCAACGGUGCCGCUUGUAUGUUUCCACCUAGUAGAGAUACAUACACCAGAUCGUGUCGUUUGUCAAUUUGGGAUGAUCCAAGAAAUUCCCGAAGAUGUUAACACUGACCCCGUGCUUCAUGCCAUUGAUUUGAGGGGGAAGGUGGGCGUUGAUUGGAUGCGGAAACAUGCUCUGCAUUUACUAAAUUGGGGUAACCGCCUUCAAUGGUGUUGUCAAGCAGUGCUUGGUGAUAUGCCUCCACAGCAUGAGUACUUCGACUGGUUCAAAAGAGUGACUCGGAGGUUCAUUGAUGUUCCUGGUGCUACAUUGACUAUACUGAUUGAAGGAUACCUUCGUUUGUUGAGCCGUCACCCGGUGGGCACGGAGGACCACCAGGAUAUUAUAGAUGUACUGACUGCAGUACAGGCGAUUGGCCGUGUACGACCUCGGGACCCUGAGGUCCCGAAUGAGGAGGCAGCUACUCCUGCCGCAGCAGCUACUCAGAGGCCAAGCACUACUAAGAGCCCAAGCACGAGCAUAGCUCCCACUAGACGUCUGCGUGUUCGUACCCCUCGAGUUGUCCCUACCUCUGAUCCCCCUCCACCCACCCCACAUCCAUCCCUUAGCCCCACAAUCCCUUCACCCACCCUACAUCCAUCUCGUAGUCCCACCAUCCCCCCAUUGACUCCACAUCCUUGUGUUGGGCCUGACAUUCGUCCACCCACCUCACGGUCAUUUCCCGAUGUGUCACCCAUUCCAUCCUUUGACUUGGGUAUUCAUCUAACCCCACCUGACAUACACCAUCACCCCACCCCAUGUUCAUGUUGA